GCAGUGUGGGCUUUAACUUCUUCCUGCUGGCCCUCGGAGUGCAGUGGGCAAUCCUGCUGGACGGAGUCCUGGACCAGCCCUUCUUUGGGAAGGUGAUCAUCAAACUGUCCAGGUGGAGAAACAGGCUCAGUGAGAUUAAAUAUCUGCACAGGUGGCAAAGCUGAGAUGGGAAGCCAGGCUUGUCCUACUUCCAAACUCAGUCUCUUUCGGCUACCAGGAGAGGGAGCUGAGGGCGGCAGUGCCCAGAUGGCGAGUGGGCCAGCAGGUGCAGAGCGCCCUCUACUGAGCAUUUGCAAGUGUGACUGCAGAAAAAGAAAUCCGUUCUCAGGUCGCAGCAGAGACUCUGGGAACAAACAGACUCUAACUCAUGGUGACACGUGUAGGACAGACUAUGACCCUCAGCAUUCUCGUCUCCAGCUGGCCACCAUGAGCGCCAUGGCUGUGCUGAUCUCGGCAGGUACUGUCCUAGGGAAGACCAACUUGGUGCAGCUGAUGGUGAUGGCACUGGUGGAGGUGACAGCCUUUGGCACCAUGAGAUGGAUCAAUAAGCAGUUCUUAAUGGUGGACGAACAUGUGGGCAUGAUGUACAUCCACGUGUUUGCAGCCUGUUUUGGGCUGACUGUGGCCUGGUACUUCUUAAAGCCUUUGUGCAAGGGAUUGGAUAAGAAAGCUCAGAGAGAGAGAGUCCAGAUGGCCACAAUUCCCAGUCUGUUUGCCAUGCUGGGCACUCUCUUCCUGUGGAUAUUCUGGCCAAGGUUCAACUCUGCUCUGCUGAACAUUCCAAGUGAAAAGAAGAAUGCUGUGUUUAAUACCUACUAUGCCCUUGCAGUCAGCACGGUGACAGCCACCUCAAUGUCGGCCUUGGCUCACCCCCAAGGGAAGAUCAACAUGAUUCAUAUCCACAAUGCAGUUCUGGCAGGAGGUGUGGCUGUGGGCACCCCAUGCCACCUGCUUUCUUCUCCUUGGCUUGCCAUGGUGCUGGGCCUUAUGGCUGGGCUGAUAUCCAUCUGUGGAGCCAAGUGCCUGCACGUGCCUGAGAUUCAGGUGCUCUCCACCUUUGGCGUGCCAGGUCUGCUCGGAGGCUUUGUCUACAUUGUGCUGAUGGCGCUCCAGGUCUACUCAACUCCUCAGAUCGGCUACCAGGUGCUCAACGACACUGGGGCUCUCAGCUUGGCUGUGGUGAUGGGUAUGGCGUCUGGUCUCCUAACAGGUAUGCUCUUAGACCUCAACAUAUGGAGAGCACCUCAUGGGGAUAAAGACUCUGAUGACCAAACUUUCUGGAAGGGUCUCACUUUAUGCUCCCAAAAGCCUGGACCACGAUCUUCCUAUUUACCCUUCCCGUAUAGCUGGGAUGGCCCACUACAUCUGGCUAACAAUGGUAAUCUUUGUUCUGGUCAUCUUUGUUUCUUCUUUGCUGGGUUGUUUUUAAGCAAACAGAAUAAAAUGCGAAAGUUUAUUGCAAGGGGCUAGGCUAACCACAGACGAAUGUGCAAAUGUUUUGAUUUUGCGCAAGAUGCUUUGAACGUUAUCUGAUUUUACUUACCCUCACAACAAUCUUGCAUGACAGCAAGUAUCCCAGUCCAAGAGAUAAGGACAUGGAGACCUAUGGAGAUUAAGUAACUUGUCCAAAGUGACAGAGUGAGUAGAUAGGACAAGAGGAAUUUAAACAGGUGUCUGUUGCUCCAAAGGGACACAGGGCAGCUACUGGAGAGCAGUAAUUCUGUCCCCACCACCACCA
This is a messenger RNA of Castor canadensis (American beaver), 1738 nucleotides long. The record is from RefSeq and is a predicted model, not a curated record. Lineage: Eukaryota; Metazoa; Chordata; Mammalia; Rodentia; Castoridae.